CCUAACUUCACUUCUCAGCGAUCCACCUUCAAAAAGCGCCACUCCAACACCUGCUACUAACCGAGCGGUCUGAUCUGCAGCUGCACGCCGGACUUUCUCUUCGCUCCUUCAGUUAAAGAUUUACUUUCGGUUUGAGACUGCGCGGUCGAGGAAACGACAGAUUAGACCGGAUUAUUAAUCAGAUUUGUAGUUCGGUGUUUUGCUCAGCAUGGCUGCGACCACCUGUACCAGGUUCACUGACGAAUACCAGCUCUAUGAGGAACUGGGAAAAGGGGCCUUUUCAGUGGUGAGGCGAUGUAUGAAAAUAUCCUCCGGACAGGAGUAUGCUGCCAAAAUUAUCAACACUAAGAAGCUAUCGGCCAGGGAUCACCAAAAGUUGGAGCGAGAGGCCCGAAUCUGCCGCCUGCUGAAGCACCCCAACAUUGUGAGGCUUCAUGACAGCAUAUCUGAAGAAGGAUUCCACUACCUCGUUUUUGAUUUAGUUACAGGAGGGGAGCUGUUUGAGGAUAUUGUUGCCCGAGAGUACUACAGUGAAGCUGAUGCCAGUCAUUGCAUUCAGCAGAUCCUUGAGGCCGUUCUCCACUGCCACCAGAUGGGAGUGGUCCAUCGCGACCUGAAGCCAGAAAAUCUGCUUUUGGCCAGUAAACUCAAGGGAGCUGCCGUGAAACUGGCUGAUUUUGGCUUGGCAAUCGAGGUGCAGGGAGACCAGCAAGCAUGGUUCGGUUUUGCUGGCACUCCUGGUUACUUGUCUCCAGAGGUGCUACGAAAGGAACCCUAUGGGAAACCAGUAGACAUGUGGGCCUGUGGAGUGAUUCUCUACAUCCUGCUGGUGGGUUACCCUCCUUUCUGGGAUGAAGACCAACACAGACUCUAUCAGCAGAUCAAGGCUGGUGCCUAUGAUUUUCCUUCUCCUGAGUGGGACACCGUGACCCCAGAGGCCAAAGAUCUGAUCAAUAAGAUGCUGACCAUUAACCCUGCCAAACGCAUCACUGCUGCCGAGGCUCUUAAACACCCCUGGAUCUGCCAACGCUCUACAGUGGCCUCUAUGAUGCACAGACAGGAGACUGUGGAAUGCCUGAAGAAGUUUAAUGCCAGGAGAAAGCUUAAGGGAGCCAUCCUGACCACCAUGCUGGCCACAAAGACCUUCUCAAGCAAGAAUCCUUACAAGAAGCCUGAUGGUGUUAAGAUCAACAACAAAGUCAACGUAGCCAACAGCCCCAAAGAGCCAGUUCACUCUCCUGCUCUGGAGCCUCAAACUACUGUUAUCCACAAUCCAACUGAUGGAAACAAGGAAUCAUCAGAGAGUGCCAACACCACUAUUGAAGACGAGGAUGUGAAAGCACGGAAACAGGAGAUUAUUAAAGUGACUGAGCUGCUAAUUGAGGCUAUCAACAAUGGAGAUUUGGAAGCUUAUACGAAGAUCUGCGACCCUGGACUUACCUCCUUUGAACCUGAGGCAUUGGGUAAUCUCGUGGAGGGAACAGAUUUCCAUCGGUUCUACUUUGAGAACUCUUUGUCAAAAAGCCAAAGACGUACUGUCCACACCAUUCUACUGAAUCCUCACGUUCACCUGCUAGGAGAGGAAGCUGCAUGCAUAGCCUACAUCAGGCUCACUCAGUACAUCGAUACCAACAACAUGCCUCGUACCAUGCAGUCAGAGGAGACAAGGGUCUGGCAUCGCCGUGACGGAAAGUGGCAGAACAUUCACUUCCACCGCUCUGGCUCACCAACUGUGCCAACCAAUUAAUAAGGCCUCUUGAGAGCAGAGCUGCUUAAUCAAAGGGACUUCACGUUCGAUCCUGCCAACUAAGUGUCUGUCAUAUUCAAAUCCCACCUUUCAUGACUUCUCUACCCUAUCAGUCUUGUUUACAUAUCAUCACUGCUGGACUAGCUGACCUGCAGGUGGAGAAUCAAUCUAAUUUUGUAUUAGAAUGUGUGCGCGUGUGUGUGCUUAACACACUUUUUCAUACAUUUAUGUCAAAAACGUAUGUAUGCUUUUAUCUUUUUUUAAUGUUUCGAUUUUAUAGUAAAAAUAGGGAGUCCUUUUUGUCUAUCUUUGGGUGUGUGGGUUGAUAAAGAAAACGUUUGAAAUGUUUGAUCACGAUACACAAAUGGACAUCGUCACUGGAUCAUAAGAUUAGUUAUAGAAAUAUACUUGAUGCACUGUAUCUGUCUGUCAUCUGAACAAUCUGGUUAAUAUCAUAUCUCAGUUAACUUCAGUUCUGUUUCGCACUGCUUUACUGUUUUAAGUGCAAUACAGCAAAACUAUCAGAAUCAAGAAUCCAGCUCGCUUUCGUUUCGGUGAUGUUUUUGUGAAGUUAUGUGAAGUGCUAUUAGAGUAUUGACAGUUUAUCGUGAUCUUAUUUUGAAAGCGUAGUUCAGUUUUGGUGGCUAGGAACUAGUUGGGUGUAUAGUUAAGUCAUUUAUUCUGUCUGUUUGCCAACACCUUAUCACGUGAACACAGUAGGAGAAACGGAAAUCCUUGUAAUUAAGAAUGUAACAACAAUGAACUAAAACCAUGAACGUAACAGGGAAAUCAAAUCACUUUAUUUUCACUUUAAUUCUUUAUUGCUUAUUGUAAGAAUUUAUUGAUUUUGUUUGUAUUUUUAUAUUGUUUACUAUCACUUAAUGGUAUAUUCACAGAUGUGUUUUUUCUUUAUAAUCGACUCCUAUCUUGCUUGAUUACCUUUAGCUUUGUUGUCAUGUAGUGCAUGAAGACAUCUUUUAUCAGGACAGCAUCAUGUAGACUUUUUAUGGCCCCUUCUGUAGAAUCAGGUAGAAUUAAAGCUUUUAUGCUUUUUAAUUGUCUUAAAUAAAUCCUGUUAAAUUCUGUUUGGUAAAUAUACAGUAAAAUGUUAUUUUAGAAAUGAUCAUCGUCAAAGCCAGUAAUUGCCGUUGUGUGAAACGUUAAUAAGGAAAAACAAUUUACAGAUUAAUAAGUUCAUUUGCAGCCUAGUUGGUAUUAAUUGUUUUAUCUAAAUAAAGCUUUGAAACUUCUAAGCUUUGCUUAAUUAAGAUGUGCAUGCUUCUACAGAAACAAGAAAAUUCCUAAAAUCAUAUUGAGAACAUUAUGCUUCCAUUACUGACAAACUAUUUCAGGUUGUUAAUAUUCAAUGUCCAGUAUGGCAUAAAAAUCUGACUUUUUUUCAGCUUUCAGCUUUCCAAGCCAUUUCCCUCAUGGGCUUUUACUGCUUUAACUUUAAGUAUAAAUACAAAGGCACAAACUCGUACACUAAAGAAAAAAUCCUACAGUACAAUAUAUACACAAGGAAAUGUGAAAAUAAUCCUUGAUUUCUUUACACUUUAUGUUAAUUUUAAGACUGUACCUUUGGAAAAAAAAAUGUUUGUAUAUUGUGUAUUGUGUGUGCGUGUUUCAAUAUUACCACCACACAACUUUAAUUAAAUAUUCCUACCUAUUUGC
Molecule: messenger RNA, 3421 nt
Organism: Trichomycterus rosablanca
Lineage: Eukaryota; Metazoa; Chordata; Actinopteri; Siluriformes; Trichomycteridae
Gene: camk2d1
Product: calcium/calmodulin-dependent protein kinase (CaM kinase) II delta 1
Exons: 20
Coding region: 209-1747 (512 amino acids)
Biological process (GO): protein phosphorylation
Molecular function (GO): ATP binding; calmodulin binding; calcium/calmodulin-dependent protein kinase activity
Source: RefSeq, a predicted model, not a curated record